AUGAAGCUAUCAGUAUUGGUGGCCAUUGCCUUUAGUAUAUGCUCUGGGAGUGCUUCUUCGUUGGGGGAAAACACUUCCUUCAUUAAGUUUGAUACUUCUCGACUUGAACUGUCAUCAUUUUUGGAACAAUUUGAUUACAAUUCACUCGAAGAGUCGGGAUGGAAAGUAUCCCAAGCAAAGAAGGGGGACGAGUCGUAUGUGGGACAAUGGAGUCUUGAACUGUCAUCAGUGUAUCCAGGCUUCCAUGAUGAUAUGGGUUUGGUUAUGAAAACACCAGCAGCUCAUCAUGCAAUUUCAUAUCGAUUGGCGGAACCAUUUAACAACACUGGGCGAGACUUAGUUUUACAAUAUGAAAUUAAACCUGAAAAGGGGAUGAACUGUGGGGGUACAUAUAUCAAAUUAUUGGAUUAUCCUGUUGCUGAUGAAUCUCAAUUCAACAAUGAAACUCCGUAUCAAAUUAUGUUUGGACCAGAUAAAUGUGGAGCUAGCAACAAGGUUCAUUUUAUUGUGAAACGUGAGAACCCUAAUACCCAUGUUCUGGAGGAGAAACACAUGACUUUCCCACCGUUGUCACGCACGGGGAAACUCACCACGUUGUAUACUCUCAUCUUGAAGAAUACUCAAGAUUACGAGAUUAGAAUUAAUGGGAAAGUAGCCAAGGCAGGGAAUUUGGUUUCAGACUUGGGGGCAUUGAGUCCUCCACUCAAUCCUUCGAAAGAUAUAAUCGAUGUAACUGACUUCCAACCACUGGACUGGGAUGAUAAUGAAUUCAUCCCAGAUCCAGAAGUGACUCUGCCUCCGGAAGGAUAUAGAGAAAAGUAUGCUUCUACCGACAUUGACGAUCCGAAUGCUGUGAAACCUGAUGAUUGGGAUGAAUCUGAACCUGAAUACAUCCCAAACCCUGCAGCAACUAUUCCUGAAGAAUGGGAUGUUGAAGAAGACGGUGAAUGGGAAGCACCACUAAUUCGUAACCCUGUUUGUGUCAGUCAAGGAUGUGGACCAUGGAUUCGCCCCCGUAUUCCCAAUCCCGACUACCUUGGUCCCUGGAUACGUCCAAUGAUUCCUAAUCCAAAUUAUAUGGGAGAAUGGCAGCCAAGAUCUAUACCCAAUGUUCAUUAUUUCGAGGACUCAAGACCUUCGGAUUUGAAACUCAUUGGUGGUCUUGGGUUUGAAUUAUGGUCCAUGGAUAAUAAUGUAUUCUUUGACAAUAUCUAUUUGGGCCACAGUAUUGAGGAAGCUGAAAUAAUCGGGAAUGAAACAUUUGUUCCUAAGUCAGCACUUGAAAAUGCAUCAUUGGAGAAAAACAGACCUCGCGCUAAAAAUGAACCAGUUCCACCACCUCGUUCCUUUGAGGAUUUAUACAAUGAUGAUUCCGUCUCGACCUGGACCCAAUUUGUUGCCUUUAUUAAGGCAUGCGUAUUGAAGACUAUUUUGGAGGCGGUAGAUUUCUAUGCUGAAUUUAUGUCUAACCCAGUUCCAACCCUUAUGCACCAUCCAUUCAAGUUUGUGGGAUACUGUAUUGCCUUCCUCUUUACAUUCACAAUUGUAUUCGGCACUUUGUCAACUGUUAUGUUUAUCAUCAAUGGUCCACCCACCUUCGAUGAGGUUCCACAAACAAAGGAUGAAACAAAUGGAGACAUUAGAAGUGAUGAAAAGGAAGAAAAAGAAAUAAUUGUAAAUAGAAUUGGCAACACGGGAUCUUCUAGAUUCAAAGAAUCGACUAGAAGAAGAACUUGA
This is a messenger RNA of [Candida] anglica, 1737 nucleotides long. The record is from the annotation of a GenBank genome assembly. NCBI's taxonomy places the organism in Eukaryota, Fungi, Ascomycota, Pichiomycetes, Serinales, Debaryomycetaceae.